Messenger RNA from Xiphophorus couchianus (Monterrey platyfish), 2369 nucleotides. Its product is annotated as bile salt-activated lipase-like. Bases 276 to 2111 code for a protein of 611 amino acids. Lineage: Eukaryota; Metazoa; Chordata; Actinopteri; Cyprinodontiformes; Poeciliidae. The transcript has 13 exons. The record is from RefSeq and is a predicted model, not a curated record.
AUCAGUGUCCAGAGUCGUUCAGGGACGCUGGCGGCGGUAGGAAAAAUGAGUUUCCCCGGAUCAACAGGAAAGCAAACGGUCUCUAUUGUACAUGAAGCGUUCAGGAACACGAGCAGCGGUAAAGCUCAAAGUGACUUGGUUCUGGGUGGAGACGCGUCAGGUCACAUGACAUCAUGAAGAGUCAUCCAGUGUGGAGGCGUCGUGUUUCUGAGCCGACCUGAACGCCCCAGCAGGCGAUAUAAAGCAGGAGGUUCUGCAGGAGGAAGACACACAUCAUGAUGAUCCACCUGGUUCUGGUCGGGCUGGUCCUGAGGUCCGCUGCAGCUGCGAAGCUGGGCGUGGUCCAGACUGAGGGCGGCGCUGUGGAGGGGCUGAACGUUAAUACGGGUCUCUUCCGGACGGUGGAGGAGUUUAAAGGCGUCCCCUUCGCUGACGUUCCUGGGAAGUGGGAAAAACCUAAACCUCAUCCUGGUUGGGACGGAGUUUUAAUCGCCACAAAGUUCAGGGAGCGCUGCCUGCAGGUGACGCUGUUGCAGACCAAAACCCAGGGCAGUGAGGAUUGCCUCUACCUGAACAUUUUUGUUCCACAUGGACUGUCAGUGUCCACCAACCUCCCAGUGAUGGUGUACCUUUUCGGAGGAGCCUUCCUGCUGGGAGCGUCCAAUGAUGUGGAAGUUUUCGGAGAGUCUCUUUAUGAUGGGAAGGAGAUGGCCGACAGGGGGGGGGUCAUUGUUGUCACGGUGAACUACAGAGUUGGUACUCUGGGUUUCCUCAGCUCUGGAGAUGAACGACUGCCAGGUAACUAUGGCCUAUGGGACCAGCACGCCGCCAUCUCCUGGGUCCGCAGGAACAUCCGGGCCUUCGGAGGGAACCCGGACAACAUCACCAUCUUUGGCCAGUCAGCUGGAGCUGCCAGCGUCAACUUCCAGAUGCUGUCGCCUUACAGUAAAGGGCUGUUCCGCAGAGCCAUCUGUCAGGGCGGCGUGGCCCUCAGCCCCUGGGCGCUCCAGAAGAGCCCCAUGGUGCUCACUAAAAAGAUUGCUCGUAAAGUCAACUGUUGGCAAACCGAGGAAGACAACAUGUUGGCCUGCCUGAAGAUAGUCGACCCCAUCAAGCUCACCAUGGCAGGAAAAAUUAACCUGCUGGAUAUUUUUGGGAAAGGUCCCGUCAUGGACCUGCUCCAGCUCGCGCCGGUGGUUGACGGUGAUUUCAUCCCAGAUGAUCCAGGCAAGCUUUUUCACAAUGCGGCUCAGUUUGACUACCUGGCAGGUGUAAACAGCAUGGAUGGACACAUAUUUGCUGGAAUCGAUGUUCCUUCAAUCAACAACAUGAAGGAAACCACCACCGCAGACCAGGUCAAAGGUCUUCUGACGGGCCUGACUAAAGAGAAGGGGGAUGCCGCCAUCUCCUCGGCCUUCGAUGUCUACUCCGUCCACUGGGGUUUGGCUCCAGAUCCGGCCAUAGUAAAGAAGACAGUGGCCGACAUCGAGACAGACUUCCUGUUCCUGGUACCGACCCAGAUUGCCCUCCAGCUCCACGCAAACAACACCAGUGGGGCCAGUACCUACUCCUACCUGUUCAACAUGAAGACACGGAUCCCGGGGUUCCCGCGCUGGGUGGAGGCGGAGCACGCAGAGGACCUGCAGUAUCUGUUCGGAAAACCGUUCUCCCUGCCGCUGGUCUACUUCCCCCAACACAGAGACCUCUCCGGCUACAUGAUCGCCUACUGGACCAACUUCGCCAAGACUGGAGACCCCAGCAGAGGCAACAGUAAAGUCCCGGUUCUCUGGCCAGCCUUCACCAAGUACCACCAGCCGUACCUGCUACGACCUGAGAUCGUUUUACGUGAAGUACUGGACUCAGACCUACAGCCAGCUGCCGUCUGCAGGGACGAUGGAGGAGAAGAAACGCUGAUCCCUCGACCUUCAUCCAGACAGAUAAAUGAGAUAAUAAAUGAAUUUGAAACCUUCUCCGUUUGCUCUUUGCAUCUAACACAAGUGCACAUAAAUUGUUCUGUCACAUUCAUUUUAAAGAUUACAGCCUCAGAUUUGGAAGGGACGUCCACCAUCUUCUGUGUCACCAUUAGAAAUGAGAACUGGAACAUCAGCUGAUGCCUCGUUUCCACUGAGCAGUUUGGUACGCAGGUUUUCCUGCUUUCACACCCCACAGCCAAAUGGUACUGCUGAAGGCGGCCAUUGUUUUCCAAUGGUGGUCAGCCCGAUGUCUGACGUUAGAACGUCAAUGCAAAGUGACUGUUUGUGAUUUGCCAACAGAUUGUAAACCGAUCCUGCAUUUGGGAGAAGGAGGAACCUUGUGCCCCUACAUGUUUGCUGUAAUUCCUGUAAAUAAAUGAGAAAUCUUGCAUCUUG